CCAAUUUUAAUAUCACACCGAGACGAGCGAGGAAAUACAAAAUAGAGCUCAAGUCUGGCCAAAGAGUGAAAGCCUUCCAUUGGCGCCUUAAAAAUCUUUGUUUUCAAAAUGACUCUUCCCAACUCAAGUUUCCACCCAGGUGAUCCGAGCGCCUCCUCCCCCAGGGGUAGCAAGCACCAGUCCGGCUCCAUGGUGAUGUGUUAGUCACGCCUCCCUCCCCCUCCCUCUUUGGUUCUGUACGACUUACAAAUCAACUGGCUGCUUGAAAAUAGCGGGUGAAAAGCAACAAAAGCUCUUACCGAUGUAACAGAGCCACAGGUGGCAAAUUGGAAGGGUUUUUUUUUUUUUGUUGAAUUUGUUGUUCGUUUGUCUUUUUAAGAGCAUUUAGCUUCACUGUCUUCUCCCAAGCUAUUCCAUCACUGGAGUCAAGGAAGAAGAUUGCCUGUAGGUGACCCAAGCUCAGAGUUUUUUUUUCUCUCAGAGGUUGAACACAACGGCCGCCAACCAAAAUGGGAUGCUUUGGAUUCCUCAAGUUUAUGAUGUUUGUUUUCAAUGGUAUUAUCUUUUUGGCGGGUGCAGUCAUCCUGGGUGUUGGCAUCUGGGUGAAGGUGGACAGCGGCUCCAUCCUGGGCUUCCUGGGCAUGAUUGAAAACGCCCCCGCGGAGCUCGGCCAGGUGCUCAACGUGGGCUACCUGCUGAUCGCUGUCGGAGUGCUUCUCGUCAUCAUUGGUUUUCUGGGAUGCUGCGGGGCCAUCCGAGAGAGCAAGUGCAUGCUGCUGCUGGUAGGCGGUCGCAUCCAUGUUGCCAACUCACUUUCAGGGAAUGUUGCUGAAUUUGUGUUCAUAGCCAGUCAUGCUUUGACCUCUACCCUGUACUCUUCGCAGGCAAUCCCGGGUUGCUUUGAAAAAUUCACGCAACUGAUUAAUGACAACACGGUGGCAAUUGUAGCUGUGGCACUGGGAAUUGCAGCCCUUGAGUUAUGUGCCAUGACUGUUUCCAUGAUCCUUUACUGCAAGAUAGAUUCAAGGUCAGCCUGACAGCAACUCCGAAAGGAUCAUCUUAAUCCCCGGACAAAUUCUACGGUACUUUACCAUAUUGCCUGUUUAAAAAAA
Messenger RNA from Hippocampus comes (tiger tail seahorse), 1112 nucleotides. It is a transcript of the gene tspan34b, whose product is annotated as tetraspanin 34b. The record is from RefSeq and is a predicted model, not a curated record. Gene Ontology annotation, cellular component: plasma membrane. Lineage: Eukaryota; Metazoa; Chordata; Actinopteri; Syngnathiformes; Syngnathidae. The transcript has 5 exons. The coding region runs from base 510 to 1037 and encodes 175 amino acids.